CAGUGUAGUGCGGUAAGGAGACAUAUCAUAGGACUCACAGACAGAAAAUAUACGAAAACAUCGUAAAGAAGCAUUAGACGUUAUCAGAUCAGCAUGGCAGUGAAUGUAUACAGUACAAAUCAGACUUCAGAUAAUCUCAGUAGACAUGAUAUUUUAGCUUGGUUAAAUGAUAGUAUACAGACAAAUUACAGUAAAAUAGAAGAAUUAUGUACAGGUGCUGCAUAUUGCCAGUUCAUGGAUAUAUUAUUUCCAGGUACUGUUCAAUUGAAAAAAGUUAAAUUCAACACCAAAUUAGAACAUGAGUACAUACAGAAUUUCAAAUUGCUACAAAAUGCUUUCAAGAAAUCACAAACAGACAAGGUAAUACCAGUGGACAGAUUAGUAAAAGGACGAUUUCAAGAUAAUUUUGAAUUUGUGCAGUGGUUUAAACGUUUUUUUGAUGCCAACUAUCAAGGAAAUGAGUAUGAUGCUGUAGCAGCUCGUGAUGGACAGCAAGUAGGAGCACAAACUAAACCAACAAAUAGAGUGUCACCGGCAGUCAAGAAACCACCACCUCAAAGACAGCCAGUUCGUGCAGCAUCUAACACAAAAAGUCCAUCACAGCUCAAACCAACAACACAAAGAACCGUAAACAAUAAUUCAGUUGGAGGUGCUGGGGAUAGUGGAAAAGUAGAAGAAUUGAAACAACAGUUGAACGAAAUGAGAUUAACAAUAGAAGGAUUGGAGAAAGAAAGAGACUUUUACUUUGGAAAGUUACGUGAUAUUGAAAUUACUUGCCAAGAAUACGAACAAGAAAAUUUGCCUGCUCUGAAAAGCGUCUGUGACAUUCUUUAUCAAACUGAAGAUGGAUUUGCACCACCAGAAGAUGAAGUGUUGGUGGAUAAUGGAGAAGAGGAAGAGUAUUAAACAAUAUAUACAUUAAUGCAAUUAUUAUAACUUUCCUGUCAUUCAGUUCUGAUGUUGACUAACUCUGUUAUCCAACAAUGGUAUUAUGUAUUUAUUCAGCAGUUAAAUUUAAAAUCGUUUUCAACUGUUAAAUGUCAAGCUAUUCUAUAUGUCACAGGGUACAGUGUUAGAAGUCCCUAAGAAUAGGUAUUCAAUUUAUUUAUAGAUCUGCAUAAUUGUAUAUAUUGGCUGUAUUAUUCACAAAUUUUGAGUUUCGUAGUCAAAAUAUAAACAGAUAAAGUAACAUGGGCUUGAAUGCAUCUUCAAGCAUAUCUAAAGAAUUCUCACUCUUUCUAUGACAAUAUUUUAUGCAAUGCAUAGAUUAGAGCAAAAUUUUGUAGAAAGGAUAACCUAUAGCAUAACUGGAAAUUGCUCUAAACAGUACAUAUGAUGUCCCUAAAAUUAAUCAAAUAAAUAAUUUCUAAAUACAUUUUGGUGUAAUUAAAUUAUGCCUCUAGUCCAAACUUUGAAUGCAUGAUGUAUCCCCUAAGAAAUCAUGCAGUGCACCUCAUCCCUCACUGGCUUCCUAGUGAGAUUCUUGUUUUAUUGUUGAAACUUGAAUCAUUUGCCUGUACAAAGUUAAUGUAAAGAAUAUGAUAAAGAAAUCCACUAUAUUCUUUAAAGGAACGCAUUGUAGAAAUAUUCAUGGAUAACUAGCGCUAUGUUAACAGCUACCGUAGAAAGGCUUGUAUAGUCCGCGGUUUUAUUCUCCAAAAUUGGACCUUCCAGACGGGGUGCGGACUAUAGAGUACAAUAAGUAAGAAAUAAGAGAAAAAUUUCAAUUUCGCGGGCGAGGUGGUUUGUUUACGUUCUGCCAUCUUUGUUAUUUAUAUUGUAGAGGGCGCUCUUAUCAUUUUUCAAACUAAUAAUUUUAACUCAUCCAUAUUAAUAAGUUAUUUCUAUUCAAUAUCAAAUUAAUACUGAUAAAUAUAAAAACUAAACCUUUCAUUACAAAUUUCUUGUUUCUUUUCAAUGCAUUGGUUGAAAUAAACUGGUAUCUGCUUGAUUGAAACGAUACAAACAUAGUGAAAAAGACAACCGUAAACCAGCUUAGAAUUUGUAAACUACAAAACGUAAUCGGUCAUUGUUCGUUCCGUUUUGGUGUUUCAUACUGACUAAUAUGGUUUGUAUUAGCUUAAGACCCUUCAAACAUUAAUGUGAUAGAUAUAUUAAAGACUGUUUUACAAAAGGAUGGAACUGUUUUACUUUCAAAGUCGUAUUAUAGUGAUAUCUGUUAUGUACGGAUUUCGACUCUCACCGGUUAAUUUCUUCUUCUACAUGUGCUUUUUAAACUUCCUUUUUUAAGUGAAUUAAACUUAUUUUAAUAAUCAUGAAGCGUUCUAGAAUCAUUUACAAGCAGUUUCGGCUUCUGUUUGAUGAUGGAAAACAGGGUUUUCCAAGAAAAUACCGCAAAAGACCACACAGGAUUUGAAAUUACCGGAGUUUCAUUAGACCUUUUCUAACAGUUACAAAAAGUUUUUUUACCUAAAAUUUUGUGGGGAGAAGGGGGUGCGGACUAUGUACCACUGCGAACUUUCAAGCCUUUCUACGGUAAGUAAAUGCUAAGGGUUUCAUCAUUUUUUAUUAUAAACUGCCUACUUAUUUUAUCUGAUGAGAAAUAAGAAUCUAGAAAGUGAGUAUGUUAAGAUGAUACAGUAGACUACUUAUUUUGAACCAUGCAGACCAGAAUUCUUUUGCUUAUUAUGAUAUCUUAUAAAGUGAUUAAAAAGUAAUCUCAGUUUAUGAAUGUUGUAAAUCUAUUAUACAGAUAUCAUAAUUCUGGAAAUGUUUUAUGUAACAUUUUGAAAGGUAUCUUGUUCCAAGAAAACGAACACAAAGGAGAAGGUAUAAAUCAAAAAGUAUUAUAAAGCUACCAAAUGACGUCCUUCAGAUGUUCAUAUUAAAGACAUAAGUCUUGCAGAUAUCAGUAUUUAUAUUUUUUAAUUUUGUCUUGCAUAUUAACAUCAAGGCUUCAAUCUAUUUGCGUUCAGUGUAUAACUGCAAAAAUUGCCAAAAUAGCAUAAUUUUAAGAUAAUGUCAUUAACAAUUAAGAAUUGAAUGCUUCUAAUUGUAAUUUUAUUGGGGCUCAAAAGCGUUGACCAAGGCACAUUUUGUAUGAAGCAUGGAAGGGCUUUAUACUUAAAAUGUGUUCACUUUCAACGCUUGUACAACCCUAUAAAUUACAAACAGAAGCAUUCAAUUCUUAUUUUCAUGCUACAACUAUGAAAUAAUAGACAAAUCAAGCUUUUUCAUUUGUUUUUUAUAUGCAUUGUUUUGACAUCACAGAUAACAUGUGCAGUCAUAGAUGUUGCAUUCUAUAGAAUAUAACUUUUUGAAUGCCUCGUCCAAUCAAAAUUCCAGAAUCAUACGAAACUUCUUUGUAAUGUUAUUUUUAGAUAUUAACUAUGGCUUCUAACAAAAAGUAAUUUAUUUGGCAAAGAUGGAAAAAUGUGUGUAAAAUAUCUUUUUGGAUGUUCCCUCAUAUUUAUUUUGUCCCAAAACUAUGUAUUAAAUGGUCUAUUUAGUCAAUUUUGACAUGAAAAUGACAUCACAAUUGACCUUUCUGCACUAAAUUGUCAAGAUUAUAUUAAUCUAUUCAUUUAUCAAUAAAAUGAACAUAGUUUUAAAUGGUUGUAAAGAGUUUUUGAGGACCAUACCAUGUUAUCAUGGUUAUAGUGUAUAGGUAUUUACAUCCACAUCAUUUGGACUCAGGUGUAUAGUUAUCUAAUAGGCAAUCAUACCACAUCUCGUAUUUUCAUAUUGAAUGAUUUUACCAUUUUUGCCAUGUCAGGGGCCAGAUAAUAGCUCUUAUCAUACCUCUCCUUUGAAGCUUUUGUUUACCAUAAAACCUAAAUGUAAAAAUGACCUAUGUUUGUAAUACACUGCUGUAUGCACAUGCAGUCAAAUCAUACUUCUAUAUUAUUCAGUGACUCAUUGUAAAAUUUAUGUCAACCCCCUCCAAAAAAAGACUUCAGAUAUGUUUAUGGAACAUUUAGAUAAGCAUACACAUAGAAGUGCAUGCAUGCAACUUUAGGGGAGUCGAUACAGUUUUAUUGUAUUGCUAUUUAUUUUCUUUUUUUGAAAUCUUUGAAAAUAUCCAGAAAUAUAACAUAGAUUAUUGUUCUUUGUUUCCAUGAAAAGUUAUCGUCUGAAUUUGGUAUUUUUGUAAUUUUAUUAAAAUUGUAUGACCAAUUUAUAAUUAUCCUUGGCAAUAUCAUAGCUUAUUUGGUUUUAUUAUAAGAGCAUUAGGGAAAUUUAAACUAACAUAUCCAAAGUAUUGUUUUGAUUGAAUUUCUUAUAACAUAAUAAAAAUGGUAAAUUUGGCAACCUUAAUUGAGCAGUUCACAAUGUUCUUGUAUUGUUAUUUUUUUAGUAUUUUUAUAUGAGUUGGCUUUCGUUGUGCAUUUUGAAAUAAAUACAUCAAAUGUA
This is a messenger RNA of Mytilus californianus (California mussel), 4374 nucleotides long. Its product is annotated as microtubule-associated protein RP/EB family member 1-like. Gene Ontology annotation, cellular component: microtubule organizing center; spindle midzone; cytoplasmic microtubule. The transcript has 8 exons. Gene Ontology annotation, biological process: protein localization to microtubule plus-end; spindle assembly; regulation of microtubule polymerization or depolymerization. Bases 94 to 906 code for a protein of 270 amino acids. Gene Ontology annotation, molecular function: microtubule plus-end binding. NCBI's taxonomy places the organism in Eukaryota, Metazoa, Mollusca, Bivalvia, Mytilida, Mytilidae. The record is from RefSeq and is a predicted model, not a curated record.